This is a messenger RNA of Cucumis melo (muskmelon), 1547 nucleotides long. RefSeq lists its product as uncharacterized. The transcript is spliced from 10 exons. Lineage: Eukaryota; Viridiplantae; Streptophyta; Magnoliopsida; Cucurbitales; Cucurbitaceae. The coding region runs from base 40 to 729 and encodes 229 amino acids. The record is from RefSeq and is a predicted model, not a curated record.
GCUUAAAAUGGAAGUGAAGAAACCGGACGAAACAAGUCCAUGAUGGUGUCAACUUUAAGGGCCUUUGCCCCUACUUUCAAUCGCUACCCGUCUCGCGCCUUUUCAAUCAAAACCCAGAUGGGUUCCAUCACCAGAAACCCCGACGCCCACUCCUCCACCUCUAAACCAACAGAAACUCCGAUCACCUUGCAGGAGUGGCAGGGUUGGGGCUCCACCUCUCCUGUUCCCACCAUGGUUACGGAAAUUAUAGACGAAUUGAAGGUCUUGGAGAAAAAUCUUGAUGCCCAAAUGAGUUUUGGUGGUAAUGGCGGCAAACUUCAGGGAUAUUUCAAAACUCAGGAGGACAAAAAACACCGAGCUACAUAUAAGGCUCUAGGUAGUUCUGAGCAGAAACUGCAAUUCUUUUCUGCUCAACAAAUUGCAUGUCGUUUACUUGGGAGCCGGGAUUAUCUUUGUCAAAAGUGCUGGCUGCCUGUUGAGGAUUGUAUGUGUUCAAGAGUCAAGCAUUAUUCUCUAUGGGAUGGAGCACGGUUUUGGCUAUAUAUGCAUCCAAAGGAUUUUCUGUGGCAGAACAACACAGGGAAGUUGCUAUUUCAAGUAUUUGGUGUAGAAGCCACAACUUUGUCCCUAUACGGUAUCGCUGAACAUGAAGAAAUUAUGUGGAAUGCAUUCGGCAGGUUUCCGUGUCCUAGAGGUGUCUCCAGCUGUUUGGGAGGUUCCUCCUAUUAGAUGUGUGUUGUUUGGCAACAAGCACAACUCACUCUUGUGAUCGACGUCCCUAAGAGUUUCCUGGUCUUCCACCACUGGCAAUCAAAGCUGUACUUUGGUAAAAGCAAAGUUUGUUGCCUUUAUCCCAACAAGAAUGCAACUUCCAAAGGUGUUCCGGAGGCCUUCAGCUCUCAACUAAGCAAGAAAACACACAGCAAAUGUUGAUCAUGCCGUAAUGUUCUAGUUGAUUCUGCUCGUAGACUGAUGGAGAGGGAAUUCUGAAUUUGUUUUUUGAUUGACGGUACUUGGAGCAACUCUGCUGCAAUUUUCAACCGACUUAAGGAGCAAGCUAUAUUGGUUUGGGGGGAGGACAUUCCAUGCAUGUCAUUGUCUACGGGGUCCUCUGCAAUGCAUAAACUCAGGCCUCAACCAUCAUGGGACCGUACCUGCACUGCUGCAGCGGCAGCUAGCCUACUCUCUGAGCUUCAACUCGUUCCAAAGUUCAGCUCUGUUGAAUUCGGAAAACAGGGUGAAGCAUUGGAAGAUGCUCCGGAAGUAUUGUUAGAAGCUCUCACUGCUCGACGUAUUCGGAUGGGGUGGUCCAUCACCCGUAAAGUAAGACAUGCAAGCAGUUUUUGCUAAUAAAAAACGAUGUUACUUGAAACACCUGAGGUGCAUGAAAUUUUUUCAUACUUUUAUUGGUAGAUCUACGCUAACAUGAUGACUUCAGAAGCGGCUUGAUUUAAAUCUUUUCAUUACACUUUUAGGAUAUCAAAAUAUUAACCUUGUAAUUUAUCAUUUGAUCAUACAUUAAUUUACAUUUGAAGAGAGUUGUCUAA